UUGAUUUAUUAGUAGCUACAAAGUAAAUUCUCUCAUUUUUUAUAAAUCGUUUUAAAUCAAAUCAUUGAAUUAAUUAUAAAAAGCUCAUUUUACGUUCUUAAAAAGGCAAAAAAGUAGUAAUACUUGCAACAACAUUAUACGACAACUAUCGGACUAUUGGUGAAAGAAUUGAGUUUAUUGAGUUCUCUGGUGUGUACAAAAAAUGCUGUAUAACUCAGUACAAAUAUUCAACUGAGGUGGUAAUUGGGCAUGAUUGAAGCAGUGGUCAGGCGGCGGUCACCAGACAACAUCGUCUAUGGCCGAGCCAGCUAGUCUAUCGCGUGCCGCGUCUGUGUCGGGGCCCGAGGUGGUCCCCGCCCCUUCACGACACCGAAUUCAGACCAAAAAAAGUGAAAGCGAUAGUAAUAGAAAACGUUCUUCAAAUAAUAUAUCAAAGCAAUCAGAGGAAGAUAAUAUAUCAAUUUUAAGUCCACCCCCAAACAAACGCACACGCAGAUUACCAGGUAUUAAUAGGGCGACUGCCACGGCUACGUCAGGGCAAUCGGAGCAUCGGGGCCGCGGCAAAGGCCGGCCCCCUGCCUCCGAUACAUCAUUGGUAAAUAGGUGUAAUACAGAUACAGAAACAAAUACAAACGCAAACGGUAAACUCAAUAGUACUGAAUUACAAUUACGGAGUUCAAGGUCGUCGUGCAGUUCUCGUUCAAAUAGUCUUAAUUCAACUACAACGGAAGAAAAUUAUUUAAUCAGUAAAUCUCCAUAUUCAACACGUCGAAACGAAAAUAAAGCAUUCAAGAAAAAUCUUACUCCCAGAAAUUCUCCAUCGCGAGAUACUGGAACAGUAAAGAAAAAUAUAAAUAUUGCCAAAACGAAUUCGUUAUCGUCAUUAACAAAAUCAAAAAAUAAAUCAAGUAGUCUUUUGGAAACGGCUACUUCAAACUGGGACAAUUUAGCGGAUAAACAACGCAGGGACAGUAAAUCGAGUAAAGCUCGAAAACGUGAAGAUAGUUCAUCGACUUCACUCAAACAGAAUUUAACAUAUCCAACGGACAAUUCUGGAACACAUAAAUACACAUUACGUAGUCAAGUAAAAUUAUCAAGUAGUGAACCAACUGGUUUAGUAUCACGCUUAAGUCAAUUAGGACGACGAGCUGUUUCUACCAAGAAAAAAACCAAGGCCAAUAUAGAGAUCAAAACCAGUCCAAAAACAGUUGACGAAGAACCUGGUCCGUCGUCAUCAUCGACUUCAACAUCACGCCUUACAAGAAGUACUGGCGUUGUACUCCGGCGAAGUACAAGAAAUAGCAAAGGUCCGGCCUCAACGACGGGGUCGUGUGCUAGCUCAGGGGGCAGUGGGGCGGCGGGGUCGUCAUCAAGGCGUACCGGAGGUGGAAAUAAAAUAAGCGUCAUGUCGACCACGCAGCCACAACAGCCCCAUCAAGAUGGAAAUUCAAUUCCUACGACAACAAAUACAUCCGUAGCCACUUCAAACAUACAAGACACAUUGGAACCUCCUUCACCACAAGAAGGUACACAAGCAUCUGCAAGUUCUGGUGUACCGUCAGGUCCUGGACCUGAUUCUGAAAGUGAUGACAGCGAAGUGGGUCGAUUACAAGCGCUUUUAGAGGCACGUGGCUUACCUCCACAUUUAUUCGGUGCUUUAGGACCAAGAAUGCAACAUCUUUUACAUCGUAGCAUGGGAGCAGGAAGUUCUAGUAAAGCUCAACAGCUUUUACAAGGACUUCAAGCCACUGGAGAUGAAGGGCAACAGCUACAAUCUGUAAUUGAAAUGUGUCAAAUGCUAGUUAUGGGCAACGAAGAUACUCUAACAGGUUUUCCUGUCAAACAAGUUGUUCCCGCAUUAAUAAAUUUAUUGAACAUGGAACACAAUUUCGAUAUGAUGAAUCAUGCUUGUCGUGCUUUGACUUACAUGAUGGAAGCACUUCCACGAUCUUCAGCGGUUGUAGUAGAUGCUGUUCCCAUAUUUCUGGAAAAGCUUCAAGUUAUUCAAUGUAUGGAUGUUGCCGAACAAUCAUUAACUGCAUUGGAUAUGUUAUCAAGGCGGCAUAGCAAAGCUAUAUUGCAAGCACGAGGAGUAUCAGCUUGUUUAAUGUUCCUUGAUUUCUUUUCAAUAAACGCACAACGAGCUGCAUUAUCUGUAACAGCAAAUUGUUGUCAAAAUUUAUCUGUGGAAGAAUUUGCAUUGGUAUCGGAUUCAAUUCCACUACUAGCAAACAGAUUAGUUCAACAAGAUCGUAGAUCGGUGGAAAGUGUCUGUUUGGCUUUUAGUAGACUUACCGAUAGCAUGCAAAAUGAUCCAGUGCGUUUAUUAGAAAUAGCAACAACCGAAUUGUUAACAAAUCUUCAACAAUUGUUGGUAGUAACUCCGCCUGUGAUAAGUACGGGAACAUUUAUAACAGUUUUACGCAUGUUGUCUGUAAUGUGCGCUAACUGUCCCGAUUUAGCGUUAACAUUAUUACGACAAAAUAUUGCUGAAACACUGUUGUACCUUCUAACUGGAAGUGCAGCUGGAAAUAAUGCAUCAACUGGAGAAGUUGAAUUAAUUCCACGAAGCCCUCAAGAAUUAUACGAAAUAACCUGUUUAAUUGGAGAAUUGAUGCCUCGUUUACCAACUGAUGGUAUUUUCACAGUCGAUUCAUUAUUAGAAAGAUCUAAUCAAGCAGUACAAGAUUCUGUUACCUGGCAAUGGAGAGAUGAUCGUGGUGUUUGGCAUCAAUAUUCAUCGGUCGAUUCCAGAAUUAUUGAAGCUGCACAUUUAGGUGGGGAAGAUGAAGUCAGUUUAACAACUUUAGGUAGAACAUAUACAAUUGAUUUUCAUGCAAUGCAACAAAUCAAUGAAGAUACUGGAACAUCACGGCCUGUACAAAGACGUUUUACUCCUUCCACGCAGAAUACUCCAUCACCCUGUGCCCAAACUCAACCUCAAGACAUUGAAGGCGCUCAAACACUUGCUUCUAGAACAUUAAGUGAAAAUGGUGAUGCAAGAGUGAACUGUUUACGAGAAGAAAGUGGUUUGGCAGCAUCUUUUAUUCGAUCACUAUUUUCAGUACUUUACGAAGUGUAUAGUUCUUCAGCAGGUCCUGCCGUUCGUUGUAAAUGUUUACGAGCACUUUUACGUAUGGUUUACUAUGCAAAUGCAGACCUUUUACGUGACGUAUUAAAAAAUCAAGUUGUUAGCAGUCAUAUUGCUGGAAUGAUGGCUUCAAAUGAUCUUCGUAUCGUUGUUGGUGCAUUACAAAUGGCUGAAAUUCUUAUGAAUAAACUUCCUGAUGAAUUCGGAGUACAUUUUCGACGGGAAGGUGUUAUGCAUCAAAUUACACAACUCGCAGAUCCUCAAGUACCAUUGGGGGUAAGUCCGCCGAAAGUAAAUAACAAUGCGUCUAACAUAUCUUCGUCGACAACUAUAAAUGAUUCGAAACAACCUCAACCAAGCACAUCUUCAGGAAAUAUAACAUUGAAUUCUACUCCGAUGUCGCAUAGAACAUCUUGUACUAGCAAUGGUACAGGAGGUCCUUCACGUGCUUCGACAACUUCAACAGCCUUAAUAUUUACAUCAACUCCUUCAGAUAAUCAUGUAGAUAUGACAGAAGUGCGUGCUUCAAGCCCUUCACAAGCUCGCUUGUCGGAUGUUUUGAAACGAAAACGACCUCCAAAACGCUCCAGCAACGGCAGUCGAUCAAAAUCAAGACAAGAUGAUCUUAAUUUAAGUUCAUCAUUAAUGCAAGACUUGUUUAGUAAAGCAACAUCGUUGGGAUCAUCAACGGGCCGCUCAACUCCCACUGGAUCAACAACAAAUAGAUCUAGAUUCACUGGAGCUUCUGCUAAGACAAGUUCAUUUUUAGCCAGUUUAAAUCCUGCAAGAUGGGGUCGUAGUGUAAAUAAUUCGAGCUUAGAACGUGGUUAUUCAAAAGAUAGUACAAAUACAAGUUGUUUAUCAAAAUCGUUAAGCCAACAUAAUUUAACGGCUGGGCAUAAAGAAAAGGCACGCACUUGGGUGCGAGAACAAGCAUCGAAAUUCUUAGAAACUUACAGUGGAGAUGAAAAUUCUGGUCCACCACAUCCAGCAUGUAAUAUUUUACAACGUUUGAAGAGUGCUAUUGAAAAAUUAUCCACGCCAUAUAGUUUACUUGCUUUACAAGAACUGCGCGACAUUUUGAUUGAGUCAGAUAUUUCGCCUUUCGAAGUGAAUCAUUCUGGAUUGAUUAAAGCGCUUCUUGCAUACUUAGCCGAACCGGAGGGGCAUAUUUUAAAUCGUGAUGAUCGUUUACGUACUUUUAUGCAUGUAUUCGCUGGCAUUCCUCUAGAGCAGUAUCCUACGGGAUAUUAUAAGGUGAAUUCAGCCUGGAUGGCCGCGUUAGUGAAUAAAUUAAGUGGAUGUGUGUCGCAAUUAGAACAAUUUCCAGUUCGUGUACAUGACUUACCAGCUGGAUCUGGCCGUGGAAGUACAAGUGCUUUGAAAUUUUUCAACACACAUCAACUGAAGUGCAACUUACAGCGACAUCCCGAUUGUAAUAACUUAAAACAGUGGAAAGGUGGAACUGUUAAAAUUGACCCGUUAGCGUUAGUACAAGCGAUCGAACGGUAUUUAGUAGUGCGCGGCUAUGGUCGAGUACGUGAUAAAGAUUCUGGGGACUCAGAUGAAGAUAACUCUGAUGAGGAUAUCGAUGAUACGUUAGCGGCUGUAGUUAUAUCACAGGGGGGUUCUAAACAUAAAUUACAAUUCUUAAUUGGUAAUCAUAUUUUGCCUUACAAUAUGACUGUAUAUCAGGCUGUGAAACAGUACAGUUUAUUUGGUAAUGAUCAAUCGGAAACGGAUACAGAUACAGAGACUCCGUUAGGUAAUGCGGGUGUUUGGGUACAAACACAUACAAUUUAUUAUAGACCAUUAGUUGAGGAGCCAUCGGGUAGUAAAUCGUCGUUGGGUUAUAGCAGUUCUGGAAGGAAAGGGAAAGGAACAAGUAGUAAAACAAAUCAUAGAAGAAAAGGGGAUGAAUUAUGGAAUGAUGGUAUAGUUCCACAAACAGUAUCCCCACUUCGUCCAUUUUUAAAUGUACGUUUACCAGAUUCAGUUACAAUCCAAGAUGCUUCGUUAGAAGUAUUAUGUUUAUUACGUAUAUUGAAUGCGUUAAACCGUCACUGGGCAUCGUUGUAUAUUGGCGUUGAACAAAGACAUAUACUUCCACAAGGUGAAUUUAUCAACAGUAAAUUAGCGGCAAAAGCUAGUCGGCAAUUACAAGAUCCGUUAGUAAUCAUGACUGGUAAUUUACCAUCAUGGUUAUCACAAAUUGCGGCAAUAUGUCCAUUUUUGUUCCCAUUCGAAACACGUCAACUAUUAUUCUAUGCCACAUCGUUCGAUCGAGACCGUGCACUUCAACGUUUAUUGGAUUCAACGCCAGAAUUAAGUGCAGCAGAUUCUUCUGAACGUGUCACACCUCGAUUAGAUAGACGAAAACGAACAAUAUCACGUGACGAUAUCUUACGACAAGCGGAACAAGUUAUACAAGAUUUAGCUGGUUCCAAAGCGUUAUUAGAAGUGCAAUAUGAAAAUGAAGUGGGUACUGGAUUGGGGCCAACAUUAGAAUUUUAUGCGUUGGUUUCACGUGAAUUACAACGAAACGAUUUAGAGUUGUGGAAACAUCAUGGAGAUGAUGCUAAUGGCGAGACUAGUGUAUAUGUACAGUGUCCGACAGGUUUAUUCCCUGUACCGUUAGGGCGACCAACUAAAGUAUCUCAUAUCAGCAAAGUUAAGGCUAAAUUUAGAUUUUUAGGUAAAUUUAUGGCCAAAGCUGUUAUGGAUUCACGAAUGUUGGAUCUACCGUUUUCGGUUGCGUUCCAUCGAUGGUUGUUGGGCCAAGAAAGUUGUCUUUCGUUAGAAGACCUUCAAAGUGUAGCUCCAGAAGUUCAUCGUACGCUAUCUCGAUUACAACCGUUGGUGUAUCAACGCGAUAUGAUCAUUGCAGAUGAAUCGUUGCCAUUAGCACAACGUACUGAACAGUGCGAAAGAUUAGGAUUAGAUGGAUGUACCGUUUCUGAUUUGGGAUUAGAUUUCGUUUUACCUGGUCAUGGAAAUGUGGAACUUCGAAGAGGUGGACGUGAAACAGCUGUGACUAUUCAUAAUUUAGAUGAAUAUUUGCGCUUAGUUAGUCAUUGGUUUUUAUUUGAAGGUGUCAGUCGACAAAUGGAUGCAUUAAGAGAAGGUUUUGAAUCCGUAUUUCCUUUACGUCAGCUACGAAUGUUUUAUCCUGAAGAAAUGGAAGCUGUAUUCUGUGGUAGUUCACAAAGCAGUGAAAAUAAAUGGGAUGUCCGAACACUAAUAGAAUGUUGUCGACCAGAUCAUGGAUAUACUUCAGAUUCUAGAGCAAUACGAUUCCUGUUUGAAGUUCUUAGUAGUUAUAAUCGUGAGGAACAACGAUUAUUUGUACAGUUUGUUACAGGAUCUCCACGAUUACCAGUUGGAGGUUUCCGUGCAUUAUCACCACCGUUAACUGUCGUACGAAAAACACUGGAACCAAACAUGAAUCCGGACGAUUAUUUACCAUCUGUGAUGACUUGUGUUAAUUACUUGAAAUUACCAGAAUAUUCAAGUGUUAAAGUAAUGCGAGAUAAACUACGUAUUGCAGCUAGUGAAGGGCAACAUUCAUUCCAUCUGUCUUAAACAUCAUUAGUGAGAGCUCUUGCUACAACAUCCUACUAUUAUACAAUAAAUAUUAUUAUACAAUAAUAAAUAAAAUAAAAAAGUACAGUGAUACACAAAAAUAAAAAGUAUAUAUAUAUAAAAAGUAAUGUUUAAAAACAAUCUAAUAUUUAAUAAAUUUAGUAUUCAACUGCUUUUGUGUUGGCGCAAAUAAAAAAUAUUUAUAAACACUGCCAAGUACAUAAUAUAAAACUGAUUAUAUUUCUUUUUCCUCGAAAGGAAAUAAUAUUUCAGAAGCACACACCAUCUCUCUUAAUCGAAAGCUUCAAAUUUUAUCCCCCUUAAAUAACAUAAAAAUAUUAUAUGUUAUAAUUUUUUUUUCAAACUUUAAAUCCACAGCAGCUUCUUUUAUUUUAUUUUAGCGAUUUUUUUUUUUUAAUAAACUGAAAUGAUAGCAAAAUAAGAUCGAAUUUGGACGUUAAAUACGCCAAUUUUAUAUAAAUAAUUGUGUUUGUGGUUUUGUGGGUGAUAUUUUCUGUGCGGAAAACCAAGUGUGAAAACUCAAUUUGUUAAUAUAAACAAAUUUUUUUUAAAUGUGCAAUUGACUUAACUCUGAUGUGAAAAUUUUGAAGAUGAAU
Molecule: messenger RNA, 7290 nt
Organism: Chrysoperla carnea
Lineage: Eukaryota; Metazoa; Arthropoda; Insecta; Neuroptera; Chrysopidae
Gene: ctrip
Product: E3 ubiquitin-protein ligase TRIP12
Exons: 15
Coding region: 296-6673 (2125 amino acids)
Biological process (GO): regulation of double-strand break repair; proteasome-mediated ubiquitin-dependent protein catabolic process; protein polyubiquitination
Cellular component (GO): nuclear speck
Molecular function (GO): ubiquitin protein ligase activity; zinc ion binding
Source: RefSeq, a predicted model, not a curated record